AUGUCGCAAGCCACUACGGGGCUUCUGUGGAAGUCUGUCUCCUCCACAAUUUCGACACAGUGCCGACGAUGCAUCUCCCAAUCGACGUUUCCUAAGCAGACCCGGCCGACUACCGUUGCGCCGAGCAUGCUUCAGACGAGACCUUCCCCGGCGCAAAGGAGGACGAAGACGUUCAAGACCGUAGAGGAGGCAAAGAGCAGAUACAGAGCAGGGCCCUUUUCAUGGAAGGCAGGCCUGCUGUUCGUCGGAACCGGUGUUGGUCUGACAUGGUACUUUGAGGCCGAGAAGCAGCGCAUGGAGCGCAAGCGCAUUGCGGAGGCGACUAAGGGCAUGGGACGGCCCAAGGUGGGAGGACAGUUCGAGUUGACCGACCAGAACGGCAACAAGUUCACCAGUGAGGAUAUGAAGGGUCGCUACGCACUGGUCUACUUCGGCUUCACGCACUGCCCCGACAUCUGCCCCGACGAACUCGACAAGAUGGCCCAGAUGUACGACCUCGUCGAGAAGCAGCGCCCCGGCUCCGUCCUGCCCCUCUUCAUCACCUGCGACCCGGAGCGCGACACUCCCAAGGUGGUCAAGGAGUACCUGUCCGAGUUCCACCCGAAAUUCAUCGGCCUGACGGGCACCUACGACGAGAUCAAGGCCAUGUGCAAGCUGUACCGCGUCUAUUUCAGCACGCCGCAGCACGUCAAGCCAGGCCAGGACUACUUGGUGGACCACAGCAUAUACUUUUACCUGAUGGACCCCGAGGGCGACUUUGUUGAGGCGCUGGGGCGGCAGCACUCGCCGUCGCAGGCGGCCAAGAUUAUUCUGGACCAUAUGAAUGAUUGGCAGGGAGGGUGGAAGAAGGAGGAGUAG
Colletotrichum abscissum is the source of this 858-nucleotide messenger RNA. Its product is annotated as SCO1/SenC. Lineage: Eukaryota; Fungi; Ascomycota; Sordariomycetes; Glomerellales; Glomerellaceae. The record is from RefSeq and is a predicted model, not a curated record. Gene Ontology annotation, biological process: intracellular copper ion homeostasis; mitochondrial respiratory chain complex IV assembly. Bases 1 to 858 code for a protein of 285 amino acids. Gene Ontology annotation, cellular component: mitochondrial inner membrane. Gene Ontology annotation, molecular function: copper chaperone activity; copper ion binding. The transcript is spliced from 3 exons.